AUUUCAAGAAUGGCUUCAACCUCGUGUGAAAUCUGAAAAAUUUUGAUUGAACAGUCGUCACUGUAUGGUAGAAUAAGUUAUUGUUAAAUAUAAUUCAAUUUUGAUAUUAUUUCAGUUGAAAUUAUUUUGAAAAAGAAGAAUCAACAUGCCUCCUAAAGGUCGAAGUCGUGGAUUUAACAACCACAAGGGUCAAAGACGUCACUUUACAAAUCCUGAUCAACUGGCUGAGAGUGAAGAGAAAAAAGAAAAAGAGAAACAGUGGAGGCAACAACGAGGUGAAAUCAGCAGUGAUGAGGAAUCAGAGGAAUCCAGUGAAUCUUCUUCAGAAUCAUCUGAAGCAGAAGAAGAAAGUGGGGAUGAAAAGGAUAAGCAGGCAAAGGCAAAAGGUGUUCAGCAUCUGAUUGAAGUAGAAAACCCCAAUCAUAUUGUGAAGAAAGAGAAAAAAGUAGAUGCUAUAAAGCUUGAUGAAAAUACACAGCUUUCUCGUAGAGAACGAGAAGAACUGGAGAAACAGAGGGCAAAAGCUCAUUAUCAGAAAAUGCAUGCAGCUGGUAAAACAAAUGAGGCAAAAGCAGAUUUAGCAAGAUUGGCUAUAAUUAAGAAGCAACGAGAAGAAGCUGCAAAACGUAGAGAAGAAGAAUUAAAAGCUAAACAAGAGGCUGAGAAAGCAAAAGCCAACUUGACAAAGAAAGCCCUUGGAAAAAAAACAUGACAUCUUUUCUACUAAAAUUAUUUUGUUUCCACAAUCCAAAUUUAUGUUCAUUCAAAAUAAGUGCAGGUUGCAUUGACAUUGUUUUUAUUUUUAACUUUGUGCUUUGCUUGUCUACUUUUGAACACAAUUUUGUUUGUAGAGCUGUAAAAAAUUGUUUGUGUCGAGUAAAAUUUUUUUGUUAAA
Argiope bruennichi is the source of this 895-nucleotide messenger RNA. Its product is annotated as 28 kDa heat- and acid-stable phosphoprotein-like. Gene Ontology annotation, cellular component: cytosol. The transcript is spliced from 6 exons. Lineage: Eukaryota; Metazoa; Arthropoda; Arachnida; Araneae; Araneidae. The record is from RefSeq and is a predicted model, not a curated record. Gene Ontology annotation, molecular function: RNA binding. The coding region runs from base 146 to 712 and encodes 188 amino acids.